AUGGCUGAGGAUGAGGUCUUUAUCCACAUCCUUGACUUGCUGGAGAUGCAGGAUGAGUUUGAAGCCUCCACAGGAUCAGAUCGAGAUUCUGAGGUGGGGGACGAUUUGUCCUCGGUGGCCUCAGAUUUGGAAGAUGAGGAGGAGGACUGGGACCCUCGCGAUGAGUCCUGCUGGAAGCUUUCGCCCAUGGAAGUGAGCAAGGCGAUCCAGGAUCUCAGAGCCCGGCGUUUGCCAGCGAUCGAGGUGUGCAAGAAGAUCGUCCGAAGCGUGAUUGUGCACUACUCCCAUCAGCCGAACGUGAUCCACAUCCCAGCUCCUGAAGUUGGAUCGCGCUUCGUCGUGGUGGGCGAUUUGCAUGGACACUUCGGGGACCUGCGGCACUUGCUCGAAGACCAUGGUGAGCCUUCCCCUGGACCCAAGGGAGCAGUGCGCUUUUUGUUCAACGGCGACUUCGUGGAUCGUGGCACCUGGGGCCCCGAGGUUCUUCUGCUCUUGUAUGCAUUGAAGAUCAAAUCUCCCUCGGCUGUCUAUUUGAAUCGCGGGAACCAUGAAGAUCAGUCACAAAACCAAUUGCCGGACAACGGCUUCGUCCACUCACACUGCACUCGCGCCUUUGGCGCCGACGCGCUGCCCAUGCUUCCACUGUGCCACGUCAUUGGAAACGAGAUCUUCGUGGUGCACGGGGGGCUUCCGAUGGAUCCCAUCGUGACGCUUCAAGACAUCAAUGCCAUCGACAGGCGGCAUGAUGUGCCCAUUAAGCAUUGUGCCCUGAUGGGGUACCCCAAAGGGCAAAAAGUGGUCGCUCGAAAGGACUUGGGCCUCAAAGAUGGCGAGAAAGUGUUCAAAGGAAGCAAAGGCCAGACCUACAGCACGGACACGCACACUUCCGCGACCAGCCCCAAGUGGGAGAAGAACAAGUUCGAGUUGGAUCAUGACGACAAGGCCUUGAAACUGCACUUCGAAGUCAUGACGCGCCAGGGCCGCUCGCCGCUGCGCAUUGCCUCCGUGACUGUGGAGUGGCCCGACUUGCAGCCGGGUGUGCAUGCAGUGGAUGACUAUGUGGUGAAGCCCGAGGCCCCUGGUGUCAAGGACACCGCGGCCAUCCGGGUGGCCUGUACGUUGACGACCGGCUGGAAGCCCAAGCGAGAGCCCACACGGAAGGCGCUCUUCGUGGGCAUUUGCUACAAGGGGACCCCCCAUGUGCUGCCUCAGAGCGACCGCGAUGCCGAGCAGAUGAAGGUCUACCUUUGUGACAAGUGGGGCUUCGUGGAUUCUCCGGAGCACACCAAGCUGCUGAAGGACGGGGCGGGAAGCAAGCCGGAGACGAAGCCGACCAAGAGCAACAUCCGAGCUGCUUUGAGUUGGCUGGCGCAUGACGCAGUGGCAGGUGACAGCCUCCUUUUCUUCUACAGUGGACAUGGAUCUCAGAAACCCAAUCUCCACGACCGUGAGAAGGAUGGCUUCGAUGAGGCAUUGGUGCCUUGUGAUGUUGAUGAGAAUGGGGUUCUGGUCGAUGAUGAGAUCAAUGAACUCUUGGUGCAACCUUUGCCGGAAAGGGUGAGGCUGACCUGCAUUCUGGACUGCUGUCACAGUGGCAGUGGCUUGGACUUGGCUUACCGCUGGAGCCCCUACAUGACGGAGAAGGGAUGGAAGCUGGACAAAGGAGGCUACUAUUCAGAUGCAGAUGUGAUUUGCAUCUCUGGCUGCGCGGACGAUCAGACCUCCACGUCAGUUCCUAUCCUUGGACUUGGAAGACCGGAGAAUCUCCCUCAGAGGGAUGGCAUGCCCUCGGGGCUGUGUGCAGCUUCGCUUUGUGUGGCCAUGGAAGUGCAUGAAGAGCAGUGCAAAAUGAAUUGGAUGGAGAUGCUGAAUAUCAUGGCCACUGUGCUCAAAGACAUGGAUUUCAAGCAAGAAGUGCAGCUUUCAAGCAGUCAGAAGUUCGAUCUCACUCGGCAGUUCGGCUUUCAUGACUGCAUCCCCAACAGCAACAAGUUCAGGGGUGCCGUGGACGGUGGCGAUGGAGGCCAUCCAUUCUACUCGGCUCGCAAUUUGCUCCAGGAUGAGAAGUUCAUGUCAAGUGAUGUCAUGGUUUCAAUGCAACGGGCAGGAUUGGUGCAGCCACUCAAGCAAGCACAAGCUGAGCUCGUCGUGUUGGAUCCAGCAGUUUCACCCAAAUCCUCCUGGUGCCGUUUGUUUGAACGAGUACGGAAGUCCAAUGAUGCCAUCGUGCGCUUUUCCGGGGGAGCGCAAGACGAAGUGGUGGUGCGAAUCUUUGGAGCACCGGAAUUAGAAGAAGAAAUCGACAUCAUCUACAGCUCAGAGAAAGAACGCCUGCGACAGAGACAGCACCGAAUCUUUGUGUCUCUCUUGUGGAGUGAUCCUGUGGCCAAGCCCGGCCUGCGGGGCCCCAGCAAGCGUGGAGCCGGAGCCUUCUUCGAUAGCAAGGUCACCCAGGAAUUUCUGAAGGUCAACAAGCUGAAGGUCCUUCUGCGAUCUCAUGAGAAACGACAAGAAGGAUUCUCCGUGGAGCAUGCCAACUCCAAAGGGCACAUGAUCGCAGCGACGAUUUUCUCUGCUAGCAACUACCCGAAAGGCGCUGGGGAACCCGCCGGCAACAAGGCCGCGGUGGUGGUGCUGGAACCUAAGGAGCCAGGGAACCUGGCGAAUUCCUUAGUCUCCUGGCCUGCCUGGCGUGUGGGCUUUCAGGAUGGCAUUAUGCCAUCGACCAUGUUGAGCGAUGAGUUGAAGGCAAAGUUUCAAGAGGCUCAGGCGGCUUUGACCCUGGGUCCUCGUGCAAGGGCGUUAGCCAAGCUGCGAGAGUUGACCUAUUGCGUCCGACCACAGCUGUUGGGAUAUUGGCAAGCUUUAGAUACCGAGGGGAAUGGCACCAUCUCCAAGGAACACUGGGCGACAGCCAUGCGCGCGGUGGUCAUCUCAGAUGAUGACUUCCCAUGGGAAUGGCUGGAGCCGUACAUGCUGCGAACCCAUGGCGAUCAAUUCAAUUACGCCGUCUUCCUCUCGCAGUACGGGAACUCCCUGGCACGAAAGUUGGCGAAUCGUUUCUACGGAGGCUCCAUGAUGGCCAUUUUGCCUGGAGUGAAGUCCAAAGCAGACAUCGAGAAAGCAUGGUCCACCGUGGACCGGAAUGGAGAUGGCCGUUUGUCGUACCAAGAGUUGAGGCCGCUCCUCCGCGGGGCGGGUGGAUUCGGCGAUGAUUCCUCCGACAAGAUCACCGUGGAAGACCACAUCUACAGUGCCUUGGCACCUGCAUCUGAGCACGGAGGGCGGACACGUGGAGCACACCGAACCACAAAGGACGGGGCCGCCAGGAAGCUCCCGAGUCAGGACUUAGAGAUGCGAAAGCUGUUGAAAGCGCUGGGCUUCAGAGAAGAGGAUGCUGGACGCUUGGUCCAGGCGGCUGAUGGGAUGCUUGGCGGCUGA
Durusdinium trenchii is the source of this 3441-nucleotide messenger RNA. The record is from the annotation of a GenBank genome assembly. NCBI's taxonomy places the organism in Eukaryota, Dinophyceae, Suessiales, Symbiodiniaceae.